Toxoplasma gondii ME49 is the source of this 414-nucleotide messenger RNA. RefSeq lists its product as hypothetical. The transcript has a single exon. The record is from RefSeq and is a predicted model, not a curated record. Lineage: Eukaryota; Apicomplexa; Conoidasida; Eucoccidiorida; Sarcocystidae. Bases 1 to 414 code for a protein of 137 amino acids.
AUGUUUCCCGCGAGUAACAAAGAGUAUUGCUUUUCUGCGAGUAGUCAGCUCAAAUUCAAGUCUAGGUCUAUUGCUUGUGACGGUUCGACCAGAAUAAUGGCGGUUGACUCAAAGCGAGAGUGGGCACAGCUUUGCUGGUCAGGCCUAAAGAGGGCCAGAGAAAGUGGCUCAACGGACCUGCUGCUGGCUCUGAAAGAAAUCAGACUUCUGCUGUCUGCUGAACCGCAACAGUGCCAAAUGAUCGAUCUCCAAGUUGUAGAGGAACUACUGGCAAUCGCCCGUGAAGGCACGACGGAGCCGCGUACCGACAAAACUGUAGCGGCACUGUUGGUUAUGCUUGAAGGGCUAGAGGACAAGCAGCUCACCGAAUGUUUUUCCUUCCCCAGUAUCAUUCUCCUUUAUACGGUAGUCUGA